Malassezia pachydermatis is the source of this 1011-nucleotide messenger RNA. RefSeq names its product tpt-domain-containing protein. The transcript is spliced from 2 exons. Bases 1 to 1011 code for a protein of 336 amino acids. NCBI's taxonomy places the organism in Eukaryota, Fungi, Basidiomycota, Malasseziomycetes, Malasseziales, Malasseziaceae. Gene Ontology annotation, cellular component: Golgi apparatus; endosome; trans-Golgi network. Gene Ontology annotation, molecular function: antiporter activity. The record is from RefSeq and is a predicted model, not a curated record.
AUGUCGCAACCUGCCUCUUCGAGUGCCUCGGCACCGCCGCCAGAAAAGGCGCAUGCUGACAAUGUCUCUAAGGAUGAUGCAGGACUUCCGCAGCCGGCUGUGCAGCAGCGUGCGGCGAACAAGCGCAUGCUGCAUCCAUCGGUGAUCAUUGCUAUUUGGAUCGCUUUCAGCAGCGGUGUCAUUGUAUACAACAAAUACCUUCUGGUGAAUCUCAAUUUCCCGUACCCUGUGUUCCUGACUACCUUCCAUAUGGCCUUUGCCGCGGUCGGCACGCGUUUGCUGGCGCGCUACACUACGAUGCUCAAGGGUCUGUCGAAUGUUGAGAUGACGAUGGAGCGGUGGUACCGCAACAUUUUGCCUAUUGGUGCCCUGUUCUCUGCGAGUCUGAUUCUUAGCAACAUUGCAUACCUGCACCUGAGUGUGCCGUUCAUCCAGAUGCUCAAGGCGUUCACGCCGGUCGCCGUGCUCAUCAUUUCGUUCUCGUUUGGUCUGAAGCAGAUGUCGACGACGCUCACCGCGAUUGUCAUGAUGAUUUCGUUCGGUGUGGCGAUGGCCUCGUAUGGUGAGCUGGAGUUCAACAUGACAGGCUUUGUAUACCAGGUGCUGGCCAUUGCGUUCGAGAGUACGCGUCUUGUGAUGGUGCAAGUGCUUCUGCAAGGCCUGAAAAUGGACCCGCUUGUGAGUCUGUACUACUUCUCGCCCGUGUGCGCGGCCUUCAACAUGGUGGUGCUGCCGUUCAGCGAGGGUCUGGCGCCUUUCCGUGCGCUUGCGAGUCUUGGUCCGUUGGUUCUGCUGAGCAAUGCCGGCGUGGCCUUUGGUCUGAAUAUCGCGUCCGUGUUCCUCAUCGGCGCCGCGUCCUCCCUCACACUUACCUUGGCCGGUGUGCUGAAGGACAUUCUCCUCAUUCUUGGCUCCAUGUGGCUGCUGGGCAGCACCGUUACGGGUCUCCAGUUUGUCGGGUAUGGUAUUGCGCUCGGUGGUCUUGUGCUCUUCAAGACGCACAAGGGCUAA